Messenger RNA from Scutellospora calospora, 420 nucleotides. The record is from the annotation of a GenBank genome assembly. Lineage: Eukaryota; Fungi; Glomeromycota; Glomeromycetes; Diversisporales; Gigasporaceae.
AAUAUCCAAAAGAUAUCUAUAUUCCAAAAAAUUUCUCUAUUCCUCCCGAGAAUGUCUUUAAAUUUGUAGUAUAUACUGGUGGAAUUUUCUGGUAUACAUGCACCAAUGAUGGUUGGACAUCUGGAUUCGCAACUGAUUAUCGUGAUUUAUAUUUUAAUAACGAAGAAGAUCUUGCCAAAUAUCCUAGUUCACCUGUGGCUGCAGUGUAUCUAGAAGGCAUUGUUAGGUCUCUUAUUCCCAAAUAUGAUACUUCAACAAUUUCCCUAAAUCAGCUUUGUGUCGCUCCCUCACUUGAUCCAAAGAAAAAUUAUGAAAAUAAGCUUUUCAAAAUUACUGGUACCAAAGGAAAAGGGGCAUUUUCAGAUAUUACUUAUCUCAUGCUUCUAAAUACUAAGGGCGGAGUUACACCAGAUGCACAAU